Messenger RNA from Lactuca sativa (garden lettuce), 1317 nucleotides. RefSeq names its product transcription factor IIIA (gene TFIIIA). NCBI's taxonomy places the organism in Eukaryota, Viridiplantae, Streptophyta, Magnoliopsida, Asterales, Asteraceae. Gene Ontology annotation, molecular function: 5S rDNA binding; DNA-binding transcription factor activity. Gene Ontology annotation, biological process: regulation of transcription by RNA polymerase II. Gene Ontology annotation, cellular component: nucleus; nucleolus. The record is from RefSeq and is a predicted model, not a curated record.
CGAAGCUGCCAUUAACGUCUCUCUCUUACUUCGUCUGAGCUACAAAAUCUCUCACGAUGGAAGAAGAAAGAAUCGAAACGCAAAGAGAAAUCCCGAUCUUUAGAGAUAUAAGGCGUUAUACUUGCGAGUACUGUGGGAUUGUUCGCUCGAAGAAGACCCUCAUUAAUGCUCAUAUUCAAUCACACCACCAGGAUAAACUUUUAGAGAAAGAAGAUGAUGGAGAAUGCAAGUUGAACGUUUGUGAGGAAUGCGGGGUCUCAUUUCGAAAACCUGCGCACUUGAAGCAGCAUAUGCAAAGCCAUUCACUCGAGAGACCUUUCUCUUGUCCAAUGGAAGAUUGCAACCACAGUUACAGAAGAAAAGACCACCUAAAUCGCCACUUAAUCCAACACCAGGGUAAAAUCUUUGAAUGCACAAUCAAAAACUGCAAGAGCAAAUUCUCAAUCCAAGGGAACUUAACAAGACACAUCAAAGAAAUCCAUGAUGAUGAUGACUCAGACUCUGAAGCCACACAAGAACAAAAGACUACUUACACUUGUCCAGAACCUGGAUGUGGAAAAGUUUUCCAAUAUGCAUCAAGAUUACAAAAACACAAAGAAUCUCAUGUUAAGUUGGAUACAGUGGAAGCAUUAUGUGGAGAAUGCAUGAAGUAUUUCACAAACGAACAGUGUUUAAAGGCUCACAUCCAAUCAUGUCAUCAACAUAUCAACUGUGAAAUCUGUGGGAGCAAACACUUAAAGAAAAACAUCAAACGACACCUUCGAACACAUGAAAAAGUUGUAUCUGAAGAGAAAGAGAGGAUCAAAUGCAGCUUUGAUGGAUGUGAUCAUACAUUCUCAAAAAGGUCAAAUCUUGCAGUACAUGUAAAAGCUGCUCAUCAUCAAGAGAAGCCAUUUGUGUGCAGUGUUUCUGGAUGUGGAAUGAGGUUUGCUUUUAAGCAUGUGAGAGAUAACCAUGAGAAAUCUGGAAGCCAUGUUUACACUAUUGGGGAUUUUGUUGAAGGGGAUGAUGAGUUUAGAUCAAGGGAAAGGGGUGGUGUGAAGAGGAAAUUGCCUGGUGUGAUUGAUGCUUUGAUGAGGAAAAGAGUUCUUCCAAUUAAUGAAUCUGAUUGCAUUCAUGGCUCUGAUUAUAUCUCGUGGUUACUUUCAACAGGCGAUGAAGAUUAGUUGAUUGUCUUGAAUGAAAUGGUUAUAAUCUUAAGUCUCGAUGAUGAAGUAUAUAAGAUAUGUUUGUAGGGUUUUUCCACAAAACAAUUAGUGUAAUGUUUAUUGUCUAUAUAAUGAAUAUAAUAUAUAUGUCAUGUGUUGAUUUUGGUGA